AUGCAAGCAUCGAAAUUGCUACCGGAAUCAGCAUCUGAUGUGCAGCAGAGAUUGAAUAUGCUUCAGCUUGAUGUCAACAAACUCAUGGUUCAGCUGAGUACAUCUUCGUUAAUACCAGAUGAAUCAAAAGAGGUUGUUUGUCAAAAGGUGCUGACCAUACUUCAAGAAACUUUGAAUGCUCAUAAUAAUUAUUCAUCUGACUCGGCAAAUAGGUACCGGACCAGCUCUCCAACAUCUACCACCAAUUCGCCUGCUCAUAACACAUCCCUGAACUAUUUAUAUGCUAAUUCUGAUGUGAAUAGCGGAAACAAGGAAAAGAAUGGCACUGCCGUUACCGUGCCCGGCUCCAUAUCAACAGGCUAUAAAGGAUUAGGGAGCAGUAUUGUGUGUGGUACGAAUAGGAUACUACUUCCGGCACUCGGUAGCAAUUUGCAGCCAACAUCAAGUGGGAUUGGAAUCAAUGUGAAUGCCAAUUAUGGAGCAUAUAAUCGGAUGUAUUGGGAUAACAAAUGA
Brettanomyces nanus is the source of this 513-nucleotide messenger RNA. RefSeq lists its product as uncharacterized. The coding region runs from base 1 to 513 and encodes 170 amino acids. Lineage: Eukaryota; Fungi; Ascomycota; Pichiomycetes; Pichiales; Pichiaceae. The record is from RefSeq and is a predicted model, not a curated record. The transcript has 2 exons.